Messenger RNA from Homalodisca vitripennis (glassy-winged sharpshooter), 1080 nucleotides. Its product is annotated as TLC domain-containing protein 5-like. Lineage: Eukaryota; Metazoa; Arthropoda; Insecta; Hemiptera; Cicadellidae. The annotation marks the transcript as partial. The transcript is spliced from 2 exons. Gene Ontology annotation, cellular component: membrane. The record is from RefSeq and is a predicted model, not a curated record.
AUUAUUUGGACUUUACAUCCAGAUAGAAUUACACUUAAUGACUCUCUAUCACUAAAGACCAACAUAAUCAGGUGUUGUCCAGGUGAGAGAAAUACCCUACUGCAAGACAUAACACUGGAAAUCAGUUUGGGGUACUUUCUGUAUGACCUGGGCUGGAGCUUGUAUCAUCAGACAGAACCAGCCAUCAUGAUCCUCCAUCAUGUUGUCAGCGUAAUAUCCAUUGGGACGGUGCUUUUUACUCGGACUUCGGGUGGUGAGGCAGUAGCAGGGAUAUUGAGCCUGGAGAUGACCAACCCUCUGCUGCAGAUGCGCUGGUUCCUGCGUACUGCAGGCUACAACAACACUCUGGCACAUACCAUCGUGGAGCUCCUAUUCGUGGCCAUGUUCUUGGUUAUGCGGCUUGGACUGGGGUCGGCUAUAACGUAUUGUGUCGUCACCAGCCCUAAGCCACGGCGCGAUGUCAAAUUUUGCACUCUCUCUCUCUACCUGAUAUCUCUCGCUUUCAUUUUCUACAUAUUCCAGUUUAUUAGAAGAAAAUACAUCGGUAAGAAGAGCAACGACUGACCUGCUUAUCGAAGUGUAUAUCCAACGAGUAUAUCUUAUGUAUAUAGAAAAGCUGUAUGUGAUAGUCCAACUUAUGUGAUGUCAUUAGUGAGGUCCAACGCUGCGAUACCGAGUAUUUUAAGAGUUAAGUUUGCUUGCUUCCAAAUGUACUUAAUUAUUCCAAAGAAGUAGAAUCAGAAGUGUUAAACACAUUUGUUAGAGACUGCUUUAAUGUUAAGUGCUUCCUCGUUUGGCCUAAGGUUUAAUUUGAAUGUUUCCAAAAAUCGUACAAAACGAAAACUUGGUAAUUCCUCAUUACAAAGCAAUCUUUUAUAAUCAUAAACUAUCUAAAACCCUAAUCUAAUUUUUAGACGUUUUUCUAACUUAGACAAAACUUAAUAACAUUCUUAUUGUGAACUUGAAUUUUCAACUGUUAUUGAUAUAAGUUUUCAUACAACUACAGUUUAAGGAUAUAGAGAAAGCAUGACGAAGUUGUUUUUUUUUACCUCUAGCAGAUGGGCGGUUCUGUAUAGGAAA